This is a messenger RNA of Saprolegnia diclina VS20, 1441 nucleotides long. RefSeq lists its product as hypothetical. NCBI's taxonomy places the organism in Eukaryota, Oomycota, Saprolegniomycetes, Saprolegniales, Saprolegniaceae. The coding region runs from base 23 to 919 and encodes 298 amino acids. Gene Ontology annotation, biological process: protein refolding. The transcript is spliced from 8 exons. The record is from RefSeq and is a predicted model, not a curated record. Gene Ontology annotation, molecular function: Hsp70 protein binding. Gene Ontology annotation, cellular component: cytoplasm.
GCAUUCACGACGGGCGGUGGCCAUGGAACCUUCGCCGACGCGCCGCCGGAGCUUUGUCGUGCGGGCGCCGAGCUCUGCAUCGGGCCUGCCCGCCGAGAAGACAAGCAGCGAAGAAGCGGUCGCUUGGGCUACCGCCUUGCGCGAGCACCGCCGGGCGACGGCCGAGCCAGGCGUGUCCUGGGUGCACUGUGUCGUCGUCGGCGGCGCGGUCUGCUUCCUCCUCAUCAUGGUCCAGCUGUACAGCCAAGUGACAUCCAUGGCGUCGUUCGUACAGCCAGAUCGGCAGAUGCGCCCGACGCGGCUCGAUGUCGCAGUGGAUCUCGCGACGCUCUUCCAUGGCGGCGUGCAAACAGUGGACUUUGAGAAGCAAGUCGUGUGCGCAGUGUGCCAUGGCCACGGGUACGACCAGGCCGCGGGCCUCCGAAAGUGCCCCGUGUGUGGCGGCGCCGGCAUGGUCGUGCACGAGCAACGGUUUGGCCACCGCGUCCAUCGUGUUCGGCACGGCUGCGAUCGCUGCAGCGGGGCGGGCCAUCUUCCGAACCGCGUCUGCCCUAUUUGCCACGGGCACGGGCACCACCACGCGUCGGCUUCGAUCGCCGUCCCGGUUGCGCCCGGCAUGAUGCACGGCGACGAGAUUCUGUUGACGGGCGGCGGCGAUGCACAGCGCCACGUGGCGACCGGAGACGUCCUUGUGCGACUCGUGCCAUCGGCAUCGCCGACAAGGUUUGUGCGGCGUGGCGACGACCUCGAGACGAUCAUGGUCAUUUCACUCGCCGAGGCGCUGACGGGCGUCGCGACGUACAUGGAGCACCUCAGCGGCGACUUGGUGCCCAUCACAACGCAGGACGUACUGCAUCCACACGCAGUUGUGCGUGUGCCAAACCAAGGCAUGCCGCUGCGCCACGACCCGCAACGGUAGGACCCGACGAAGCGUUCGUCUCUGUAGCCCGUCGUCGUCCUUGCUCUAGGCGUGGCGACUUGGUCGUGCGGUUCGACAUUCGGUUCCCAACGACCUUGACGGCGGCGCAAACCGCGGCUCUGCAAUUGCUGUUGCCGGACGUCGAUGCCGCUUAAGCGACGCUCUGUGCCCGCGUCGCAGUACGAUUAGAGAAUGCAGCUCUCAGCAUUUGAGAGCCGAGAAGAGAGUAAGAGUUGCUGAGAGCUGGGAGAGUACCAAGAGCUCCGCGAGCUCUCAGUUAUCAGGACAGUUAUCCGGACAGUAGAAGCAGGGGAUGCGGUCAAGGACCUUGGUGGCAGAAGGCUUUUUCCGACAAAACUGUCCAAGUCCCGAGUCCUCAUAUGAAAAGAAAGCUCUGUAUCGUUCCCAGAUGGAUGUGUCGGUACACUUCGUACUCGCAGCCACACAAGAUUGCCCAUCUGCAGCCUCUGGUCUUGCGCUACAAGAGCGGCAGCUAACCGUGUUUGUCAGAGUCGAGGGUCG